Nycticebus coucang (slow loris) is the source of this 8122-nucleotide messenger RNA. It is a transcript of the gene TRIOBP, whose product is annotated as TRIO and F-actin binding protein. Gene Ontology annotation, cellular component: actin cytoskeleton. Gene Ontology annotation, biological process: positive regulation of substrate adhesion-dependent cell spreading; actin filament organization. Gene Ontology annotation, molecular function: actin filament binding. The transcript has 24 exons. The record is from RefSeq and is a predicted model, not a curated record. Bases 230 to 7435 code for a protein of 2401 amino acids. NCBI's taxonomy places the organism in Eukaryota, Metazoa, Chordata, Mammalia, Primates, Lorisidae.
ACCCUGGCAGCCCGGAUGUGUGGAAACCCGAGCCAAGGUUUGAUGGAGGAGGAGGAGGAGCAUUGGCCCUGGCUGUCCCAGGGGAGGUCAUGGAAUUCCUCGACUCUGUGCUGAGAUUGAGGCCUGAUCCCCUGGGAUGCUUUGGAGGAAACACACCAGGUGAUUAAAGGCCCCACCUAGAGGGUCAGCCUUUGGAUUGCAGGAGCUGCCCUGGCCUGAUCCACCCAAUAUGGAGGAAGUGGCUGGGAAUGUCCGAUGUGAACACUUUGAGGCCAACAUGCUUACCCAGAGCUGCUGUCAAAACUGCUUCCACCCUGAGGCGGCCCAUAGAACAAGGCACCAGGAGCUCAGGAGCCCUUCCAGUGCUGAAGCGCCCUACUGCGACCUGCCCCAAUGCCCACCGGCUCCUGAGGACCUACUCAGUGCCUCAACCUCCAGUUGCCAGUCUGUGGCAGACCCAAGCCUCAGACCAGGACCCAAGAGGGGCCCAUCCCCAUCAGCAGGGCUCCCUGAAGACAGCCUCACAGCGGCCCCCAGGAGGAGCUGGGAGCUCGAGGCAGUGCCCUAUUUGGAGGGCCUGAACUCCUCCCCAUGUGGCAGCUGCAACGAGGGCCCCAACUCUGACACCAGCUCCAGCCCUGACUGUGACACCCCUGAUGGUACCAGCGACUCAUCCUCUGUGGACCAGGACACUGUCAAGAGGCAGAAGGAGGCCCCCAGCUGGGACAAGUUCACCGUCAUGAUCCCACGAAGGCCCCAGGAGGGGCCCAAAUCUGACAGUGCCCAAAGGGCUCCAUCUCUCCCCACCAAGUCCCCUGUGGGAGGAGACACUACAGGCCAGAGAAAGGAGGACACCGGCAGUGGGAGCCGGAGUGCAGGACAGCACUGGGCAAAGCUCCGUGGAGAAAGUGGGUACUUCUCUUGGGAGCAGCAGAGGGCAGCACUGACACAGGCUUCCUCCAUGGCACCACAGAGUGGGCCUCGAGAUGCCACCUCCCAGGCUUCCUCUGCCCAGAGGGACAUAGCCCAGCCUACUUCAGCACAACGCAGUACCCCCCAAGCCUCCUCUCCUUCCCGAAUUACCCAGAGGGACAACCCCAGGACAUCAUCCACCCAACAGGACACCCCCAGGUCUACUCAAUACGUUCACAGGGCUUCCUCUCCUUCAAGAAUCACCCAAUGGGAUAACCCCCAAACCUUGUCCACCCGACAAAAUCCUCAACUUUCCUCUCCCUCUAAAACCACACAGCAAGACAACCCCAGAACCUCUUCUACCCAACAGGACAACCCCCAAACUUUUUCUACCUCUAUUCCCCAACGGGAAAACCCCAGAGCAUCCUGUGCCCAAUGGGACAAUCCUAGAGUCUCCUCUCCCAACAGAACCACCGAAUGGGACAACUCCAGAAUUUCUUGUGUCCAAUGGGACAAUCCCAGAGUCUCCUCUCCCAACAGAACUACCCAAAGGGACAACUCCAGAACUUCUUGUGCCCAAUGGGACAAUCCCAGAUCCUCUUCCCCCAACAGAACCACCCAACGGGACAACUCCAGAACAUCUUGUGCCCAACAGGACAAGUCCAGAUCCUCAUCUCCCAACAGAAUCACCCAAAGGGACAACUCCAGAACUUCUUGUGCCCAACGAGACAAUCCUAGAUCCUCUUCUCCCAACAGAACCACCCAAAGGCACAACUCCAGAACGUCUUGUACCCAACAGGACAAUCCCAGAGUCUCCUCUCCCAACAGAACCACCCAAAGGGACAACUCCAGAACUUCUUGUGCCCAACGGGACAAUCCCAGAUCCUCUUCCCCCAACAGAACCACCCAACGGGACAACUCCAGAACAUCUUGUGCCCAACAGGACAAGUCCAGAUCCUCAUCUCCCAACAGAACCACCCAACGGGACAACUCCAGAACAUCUUAUGCCCAACAGGACAAGUCCAGAUCCUCAUCUCCCAAUAGAACCACCCAAAGGGACAACUCCAGAACUUCUUGUGCCCAACAGGACAAUCCCAGAUCCUUUUCUCUCAACAGAACCACACAACGGGACAACUCCAGAACAUCUUGUGCCCAACAGGACAAGUCCAGAUCCUCAUCUCCCAACAGAACCACCCAACAGGACAACUCCAGAACAUCUUAUGCCCAACAGGACAAGUCCAGAUCCUCAUCUCCCAACAGAAUCACCCAAAGGGACAACUCCAGAACUUGUGCCCAACGAGACAAUCCUAGAUCCUCUUCCCCCAACAGAACCACCCAACGGGACAACUCCAGAACAUCUUGUGCCCAACAGGACAAGUCCAGAUCCUCAUCUCCCAACAGAACCACCCAAAGGGACAACUCCAGAACUUGUGCACAACGAGACAAUCCUAGAUCCUCUUCCCCCAACAGAACCACCCAAAGGGACAACUCCAGAACAUCUUGUGCCCAACAGGACAAGUCCAGAUCCUCAUCUCCCAACAGAAUCACCCAAAGGGACAACUCCAGAACUUCUUGUGCCCAACGAGACAAUCCUAGAUCCUCUUCUCCCAACAGAACCACCCAAAGGCACAACUCCAGAACAUCUUGUACCCAACAGGACAAUCCCAGAGUCUCCUCUCCCAACAGAACCACCCAAAGGGACAACUCUAGAACUUCUUGUGCCCAACGGGACAAUCCCAGAUCCUCUUCCCCCAACAGAACCACCCAACAGGACAACUCCAGAAUUUUUUGUGCCCAACGGGACAAUCCCAGAUCCUCUUCUCCCAACAGAACCAUCCAACAGGAAAACCCCAGAACAUCUUAUGCCCAACUGGACAAUCCCAGAUCCUCCUCCCUUAGCAGAACUGCUCAACGGCAGAACUCCAGAACUUCUUGUACCCAACAGAACACCCCCAGAUCCUCUUCUACCCAACAAGACAACCCUAAACCCUCUUAUACCAAAUGGGAUAACCUUAGAACUGCUUAUACUCAACGGGACAACCCACAUUCCUCUUCCUUUCAACAGGACAACCCUAGAACCUCCUCCCCUCAAUGCUGCACCCAAAAAGACAAUCCCAGACCAUCAUCUCCCCACCGCUCUGCUCAACGGAACAAUGCCAGGCAUUCCUCUCCGCAUCGUACCAACAAAGACAUCCCCUGGGCCUCCUUUCCCCUCCGGCCAACUCAGAGUGAGGGAACCCGAAUCUCUUCCCCAUCUCGCUCUAAGCAAAGUGAGGUUCCUUGGGCAUCCAUUGCCCUCCGGCCAACCCAUGGUGACAGGUCUCAGACCUCAUCUCCCACUAGACCAGCCCUGCAUGACCCACCCCGGUCCUCUGGCCCAACCCGGCAAAACUCACUGUCCCCAGCCACCUUUUCCUCCCACAAUCCAGGCCAGCAGAGUGUCUCCCCAACUUCCUUGCCUCUGCACCCCACUCCCCGGGCUGCUCCCCAGACCUCUCCUGAGCCCUCCCAGCUUUCAUGUGCUGUGUGCAUUGGGCACCGGGAUGCCCCUCGAGCCUCUUCGCCUCCUCGUUAUUUGCAGCAUGACCCCUUCCCCUUCUUCCCAGACCCCCAUAUACCUGAGAGUGAAUCGCCCCACCACGAUCCCCCCUAUAUACCACCUGCUGUGUGCAUUGGGCACCGAGAUGCCCCCAGGGCAUCCUCGCCGCCCCGCCACACCCAGUUUGACCCUUUCCCCUUUCUUCCAGACACAUCAGAUGCCUCUGAGAACCAGUCCCCCCAGCAUGAACCUCCCCAGUUCCCUCCACCUGUUUGCAUUGGGUACCGAGAUGCACCUCGGGCCUCCUCACCACCGCGCCAGGCCCCAGAGCCCUCUCUCUUGUUCCAGGACCUCCCCAGGGCCAGCACUGAGAGUCUGGUCCCUUCCGUGGACUCUCUGCACGAGCCCCCCCACAUUCCCACCCCUGUGUGUAUUGGACACCGGGAUGCACCCUCCUUCUCGUCCCCACCACGACAGCCUCCUGAGCCCUCCCUCUUCUUCCAGGACCCCCCUGGGACUAGCAUGGAGAGCCUGGCCCCCUCCACGGAUUCUCUGCAUGGCUCCCCAGUGCUGAUCCCCCAAGUGUGCAUUGGGCACCGGGACGCACCUCGAGCCUCCUCCCUGCCCCGCCACCCACCCAGUGACCUAGGGCUCCUGGCACCCUCACCUCCACCAGGCAGCUUGGGGGGCUCCCGGGGCUCAGCGCCUCCUGGAGACACCAGGCACAACUUGGAGAGGGAGGAGUACACCAUGCUGGCUGACCUGCCACCACCCAGGAGGCUGGCCCAGAGGGAGCCAGGGCCCCAGGCUCAGUGCAGCAAUGGAGGCCGCACCCGCAGCCCUGGCCGCGCAGAGGUGGAGCGCCUCUUCGGGCAAGAGCGCAGGAAGUCCGAGGCACCAGGGACCUUCCAGGCCCGGGAAGAGGGACGGUUGCAGCAGCCCAGUCAAGGUCAGAGCCAAGUUCUCCGAAGACAGUCCAGCCCUGCCCCCAGCAGGCAGGUGACCAAGCCCCCUGCCAAACAGGCAGAACCAGCCCGGCAGAGCCAAGCGGAGCCCCCUCAUUCCAGGAGUCCUGAGAGGCAGCUCCAGUGGUCCUCCCUAUCUCCCAGAACAUCAGCUAGGACCCCUGAGAGGGAGCUGCGGACAGAGAGACCUCCAGAGAGUGGCCGAGCAGGCCGGAGACAGCCUCUGGGGGAGUGGCAGAGUCAGGAGGAACCACCAGGGUCCCAGUGCCCUCACAGGCCCCAGGAGAGGAGCUGGAGCAGCCAGGAGGAGGGCCCGGACCCUGGGGGCUGGCAAAGAUAUGGGGAGCCCAGCCUGGGGGCUGCCAGAGCCCAGGAGGAAGCAUGGAAGGGCCCUCCCAGGGAGUACAGGGCGAGCUGGGGACAGUCAGAGGGCUGGGGGGACCUCCCCAGGAAGCCGGCCCAGAGGGUUUGGGGCAGCCUGCAGGAACUGUCGAGUCCCCACCAGCCUAUGAGCCCCACGGAGAGCUCCUGGGCAGGCCCACCUGAGUUCUCAAACCCCUGGCAGCCUGAGACACCCACUGGCCCUGAGAGGCACCCCGAGCUUGACUGGACUGACUUACUGGGCUUUCUCCGGGCACCUGGGGAAGGCUCCUGGGCCCGUCUCCCGAGGCUGGACUGGCAGGGCCUGCUGGAGCUCCUGCAGGCCCAGCUGCCCCGCAAGGACCCAGCCGGACACUGGGGUGACCUGGCCAAGGCUUCAGGGCCAGAGCCAGGUCCCCCAGACACAAAGGAAGUCCUGGAGCAAAAGCAACACAGCCAGCCUUCAGGCUGGGCCGAAGCUACCCCAGUCAAUGGACACGGCCCUGGGCAGUGGCCCCAGAGCCCAGCUGAGCCGCCCAGCCCUGCCCACACCUCCACCCAGUGGCCAAAGACCAAAGUGACAAGUGGACCAGAGACCUCCACUAUGGCUGGCCUGGAGCAGAUGGGCCAGCUAGCGAGCAGAAGCCCCAGCUUGCCAGAGCUAGAGUUCCAAACAGAGGAGCCUGAGGAGUCAGAACCAAGCAGAGGCCCAGACUCCCUGACUGACCAGACGCGGGCAGACUCGGCAGACAAGAGGCCAGCAGAGGGCAAGGCUGGGAGCCCAUUCAAGGGCCGACUGGUGACCUCAUGGCGGAUGCCCGGGGACCGGCCCACGCUGUUCAAUCCGUUCCUGCUGUCUCUGGGGGUCCUCAGGUGGCGAAGGCCUGAUCUGCUCAACUUCAAGAAGGGAUGGAUGUCAAUCUUGGACGAGCCUGGAGAACCCUCCUCCCCCCCACUCAUCAGCACCUCUGCUUUGCAGUGGAAGAAGCAUUGGUUUGUGCUGACAGAUUCAAGCCUCAAGUAUUACAGAGACUCCCCCGCAGAGGAGGCAGAUGAGCUGGAUGGUGAGAUCGACCUGCGUUCCUGCACAGACGUCACUGAGUACGCGGUGCAGCGCAACUAUGGCUUCCAGAUCCACACCAAGGAUGCUGUCUAUACCUUGUCGGCCAUGACCUCAGGCAUCCGACGGAACUGGAUUGAGGCUCUGAGGAAGACUGUGCGUCCAGCUUCAGCCCCAGAUGUCACCAAGCUCUCGGACUGUAAUAAGGAGAACACACUGCACAGCUACAGCACCCAGAAGGGCUCCCUGAAGCCAGGGGAGCAGCGGGUGUGCUCUGAGGUCAUUGGCCGGGGUGGCCCUCGGAAGGCAGAUGGGCAGCGGCAGUCCUUGGACUACGUGGAGCUCUCCCCGCUGACCCAGAGCUCCCCACAGCGGGCCCGCACUCCAGCCCGCGCUCCUGACCGCCCGGCCAAGCAGGAGGAGCUAGAGCGGGACCUGGCCCAGCGCUCUGAGGAGCGACGCAAGUGGUUUGAGGCCACAGACAGUCGGGCCCCGGAGGUGCCAGCUGGUGAGGGGCCACGCCGAGGCCUGGGCGCCCCUCUCACCGAGGACCAGCAGAGCCGGCUCAGCGAGGAGAUUGAGAAGAAGUGGCAGGAGCUAGAGAAGCUGCCCCUGCGGGAGAACAAGCGGGUGCCACUCACUGCCCUGCUCAACCAAAGCCGUGGGGAGCGCCGGGGGCCCUCGAGCGACAGCCACGAGGCACUGGAGAAGGAGGUGCAGUCUCUUCGGGCCCAGCUGGAGGCCUGGCGUCUCCGCGGGGAGGCUCCUCAGAGCUCACCUAGAACCCUGGAGGAUGGCCAUAUCCCACCAGGCUACAUCUCGCAGGAGGCGUGUGAGCGCAGCCUGGCAGAGAUGGAGUCCUCACACCAGCAGGUCAUGGAGGAGCUGCAGCGGCACCAUGAGCGGGAGCUGCAGCGGCUACAGCAGGAAAAGGAGUGGCUCCUAGCUGAGGAGACAGCGGCCACAGCCUCAGCCAUUGAAGCCAUGAAGAAGGCCUACCAGGAAGAGCUGACCCGGGAGCUGAACAAAACACGGAGUCUCCAGCAGGGCCCUGAUGGCCUUCGGAAGCAGCACCAGUCAGAUGUAGAGGCUCUGAAGCGGGAGCUGCAGGUGCUAUCAGAGCAGUACUCCCAAAAGUGCCUGGAGAUUGGGGCCCUGACGCGGCAGGCUGAGGAGCGUGAGCACACACUGCGGCGUUGCCAGCAGGAGGGCCAGGAGCUGCUGCGCCACAAUCAGGAGCUGCACUCCCACCUGUCAGAGGAGAUCGACCGGCUACGCAGUUUCAUCGCUUCACAGGGCACAGGCAAUGGCUGUGGGCGCAGCAAUGAGCGGAGCUCCUGCGAGCUGGAGGUGCUGCUGCGAGUGAAGGAGAAUGAACUUCAGUACCUGAAGAAGGAGGUCCAGUGCCUCCGGGACGAGCUCCAGACAAUGCAGAAGGACAAGCGCUUUGCCUCGGGAAAGUACCAGGAUGUCUAUGUGGAGCUGAACCACAUCAAGACUCGCUCAGAGAGGGAGAUUGAGCAGCUGAAGGAGCAUCUACGCCUCGCCAUGGCCGCCCUGCAGGAGAAGGAGUCAAUACGCAACAGCCUGGCCGAGUAGAGUCUUCGUGGUCCGCCCAGCUGCAUACCCUGCAGCCUGAGAGGACCAGCCACCCUCCUUCCCUGCUGGAGGGAAGUCAGAAGCCAAGCUUUCUUCCCACCCUCUGUGGGCCACACAUUCACUUGCACCCUACACACACACACCCACACGUACGUACGUAUGUACAUAUGCACACACACACUCUGCGUAUCUGAGCGUGCCCCUCGCACUGGGUCUUACCUUGCACCUUCUUCAGGAUUUUAUAUGUGAAGAGAUUUUUAUAUAGAUUGUUUCCUUCCUCCUCAAAAGAACACUUUGUACUUUUAAAAAAAAAACAAUUCCUAGUGGCUGUAUGCCUCCAACCCUGGCUCCCACUCUGUCUUCAGCCACUCCGUGCUUGGGUUUUAGGGCUCUGACCCGGCCCCAAGGGUCUAGCCAAGACCCAGGCAGCGGCCAGGGUGAAUUGUCUCUGGUGGGGAGAGACAGGGAGCCAGCCACCCUCUCCCCACCCUACCUCCUACUAACACUUCCUGCCCUGAAUAGACUCAUACCCGGGGACUCUGGACAGAGCCAGCAGCUAUACCCAAGGCCCCCCCUCUUCUGAGAAAGAGGUGCUGGGCAUGCAACUGUUGGGGCGACCCAUGAAGGCAUUUCUCUCCUGUCCUAUGAACCUUCUUAACUUAAUAAAAUGUUCCAGCAGCUCUGGUG